Molecule: messenger RNA, 2480 nt
Organism: Amyelois transitella
Lineage: Eukaryota; Metazoa; Arthropoda; Insecta; Lepidoptera; Pyralidae
Product: synaptotagmin-10
Exons: 11
Coding region: 7-1503 (498 amino acids)
Biological process (GO): regulation of calcium ion-dependent exocytosis; regulation of dopamine secretion; cellular response to calcium ion
Cellular component (GO): membrane
Molecular function (GO): clathrin binding; SNARE binding; calcium-dependent phospholipid binding
Source: RefSeq, a predicted model, not a curated record
GCGAAUAUGGGCGUCUCGCGACUCAGUACCACCCCGCCUGCCGAGCUGCCGCUCGAGCGCGCCAGAAGACCCCACCUGUUGAUCGUCGACGACUCGAGGGAAACGCGCGCGAGCGAAGGAGCGUGGCCCCCGGAAGGCUUGGAGUCCCAGACGGGCGUCCGCGGCAGUACGGUAGACUACGCCGCGGCGCUGCUGCUGGCGGCUAUGGCUGCCGUCUUGUUAGCCGCCGUGGGGUACCAAUGUGCAGCCACGUGGCGGUGGCUAAUGGGCAGGAGCAGACGGGAAUCUGAGGACAGCAACUGCGACUCCCUGUCCCGACAAGCAGCCAUCCGCAUCAGCCACUCCCUCCCUGAUCUGCAGACGGAGCCUCUCAAGCAGGAGUACGUACAGGAACACAAGGAUCAAGGGAAAAAGGUCCUACGUCAGACCACUCUCCCGAUCGUGCCAACCCGCCAUCAGACCUUCCAGAGACAGCUCUCGCAUCGUCUAGAUCUGCCCUCUAUACAGUUUAGCAUCUGUAGUCUGGAACGAGCAGACUCCUCCAUUGGACUUAUAAAGCCGGAGUUGUACAAGAAUGAGCUGGUUCGCCAAUCAUCAACCGACAGUGCAGAAUUGGAGUUCUGUGGCAAGCUGCAUUUCGCUCUCAAGUAUGAUCAGGAGGUCGAAGCUCUGGUAGUCAAGAUCUUCGAAGCACGUGACCUGCCGAUCAAGGACGUGACAGGCAGCAGUGACCCGUACAUCAAGGUGUUCCUGUUGCCCGACCGCAAAAAGAAAUUCCAGACUAAAGUCCACCGCAAGAACCUGAAUCCUGUCUUCAACGAGACUUUCCUCUUCAGCGUUCCGUACGAAGAACUCCGUCAACGCUAUCUCCAGUUCUCCGUGUACGACUUCGACCGGUUCAGCCGACACGACCUGAUCGGCCACGUGGUGCUGAAGGGCCUCCUUGAGUCAGCAGACCUGGUGCAGGAGAUAGAGUAUACUAUGAACAUCUUAGCAGCGCCACAGGAAAAGAAAGAUUUAGGAGAACUGAUGCUCUCACUAUGCUAUUUGCCCACGGCUGGGCGACUCACGGUCACCGUUAUCAAAGGAAGAAAUCUUAAAGCGAUGGACAUCAAUGGAUCUUCAGAUCCUUACGUGAAAGUCUGUCUCAUCUGCCAAGGGAAGAGAAUCAAGAAGAAGAAGACUACGGUUAAGAAGAAUACCUUGUGCCCUGUCUACAAUGAGGCGUUGGUAUUUGACCUGCCCGCUGACAACGUGUUUGACGUCACGCUUCUGGUCAAGGUCAUAGAUUAUGACAUGAUAAGUCCCAACGAGCUGAUAGGCUGCACAGCGAUCGGCUCCAGCCUGAUCGGCAUCGGCCGCGACCACUGGCUGGAGAUGCUGGACAAUCCGCGGAAACCCGUCGCCCAGUGGUACCCCCUGAACAAGAGCCCACCAGCGAAUGUCGUACUGCCGGCCAAUGAUCACCAGAAUGGAACCCUGAGCUGCUUAAAUGGAAGAUGAAGAGACUAAUAUUAUACGAACAAGAUUGACAAUCUAUUUACUGGAUGGCUUGGCGUGGCCUCAGAUAGUGACGGCCGUACUCUCUCGAUGCCAAAUAUUUAGCCGUGAUUAGAGAUUAAUUAUUGGUUGUAUGUCCAUUUACUGUAGCAAGUCGGAAUCUAUGUAAGUGAUAUUGAAGUAGACUUAGAGAAUAGAUAUAUGUUCAAGUAGAUGAUGAAUUUAUCCCGUAAAUAUUCGUUUGAAGUUAGUCGAAUGGUAUCAUUUAGUAGCAGUAGUAAUUGAAAAUGUACCCCAAAAAAUAUGUUACGUCAAAUUGUUUCAUCAAACCCAUUGACUGUCUCCUUGCUUACCUUAACAUCUUAACCUGCUUUAGUUAAAUUUUAUAUGAUAAAAUAGAUCUUACUACCUAAUAUACACUGUUACUUCUAUACAUUUUAUAUUUAUAUACUUAUAUAUCUAAAUACGCACAUCUCAAAUUCAAGACUUGAUCGUGUCAUGUACAUACAUUGUAAUUGUAAUUAUCAUAAAUGUUGUAUACUUGUUGUCGUUUAUAAUAUAAUAAAUAUAUGAGCUGCUACUAUCUAAUUUCAAGGUAAAAGCAUCAUAUCAAUGAUAAGUGUUUUUAUGAUUGCGAUACUAAAACUAAAUCAUUAAAAAUAUCAAAUUGUUUGUAAAAAUAAAAUGGUGAAUGUAUCGGACAUUCUUUUAGUGUUGGACAAUAAUAUAGACGGGUUUCGAGAAUGAAAAAUAUAUGAUUUAUACUUAAUGCACAAUAUAAAAACUUGUUAUGUAUGUUACAAUCUUUGUAAUAUGAAAAUGAAGCUUUAAAUCGUGUUAAAAUUAUAAAUAUUAAAAAUUGUAUUUAUCGGAGUAUACUCAGAUUAUGAUCUAACAUUGUUAAACUGUCACAUGUAUAAGAACAGGCAUUUCAAUUUGAUUGAGAUGCAUUUUGAAAAUAUUAUUGUUUCAUUGAACUU